Molecule: messenger RNA, 2268 nt
Organism: Eruca vesicaria subsp. sativa (arugula)
Lineage: Eukaryota; Viridiplantae; Streptophyta; Magnoliopsida; Brassicales; Brassicaceae
Source: the annotation of a GenBank genome assembly
AUGGUUUCUGCAGAAUCAUCUCAGAUCAAAGAGGACAAGGACACUAAUGUAGAACCUCCUAACAGUCCUCGUCAUCGAGAGGUUCAUGCUAGAUGGGAUCCAGCUAAACCGCAGAGGCCAGUCAUUGGUGACGCUCCAGCUUUCUACCCUUCAUUAGAGGAGUUUGAAGAUACACUUGCUUACAUAGCAAAGAUACGUCCAUUUGCUGAAAUAUUUGGUAUUUGUCGUAUAAUACCACCGUCGAACUGGUCUCCUCCUUGUCGGCUUAAAGAGAAACGUAUAUGGAAGGAUACAAAGUUCCACACGCGGAUUCAGAGCAUUGAACUGCUUCAGAACAGAGCGCCCAUGACGAAAAAGAAACCUAAGGAAAAAAAACGGAAACGAAGAGGAACCGCAACGACGUUUUCUUCCAACAGACAACCACCUAGCUCUGUUUCUGCUUCAGUUUCAUCUCCUGAAACGAAUGAAGAAGAAAGUUUUGGUUUCAACUCUGGCUCAGACUUCACUCUUGAGGAGUUUGAGAAGUACGACGGGUACUUCAAGGACACCUACUUUGAAGAUACAAAAUGGUCUCCAACGGUUGAGGAAAUUGAAGGAGAAUACUGGCGGAUCGUUGAGCAACAAACAGAUGAAGUUGAGGUAUAUUAUGGAGCUGAUUUGGAGAACCGGGUUCUUGGAAGUGGGUUUGAAAGAGGAAAUUUAACCGGAAACAUUGAUGUAGACCGAUACAUAACUUCUGGUUGGAACUUGAACAACUUACCUCGUCUCUCUGGUUCUUUACUCUCCUUCGAGCGUGGUGAUAUCUCAGGUGUUCUCGUUCCAUGGCUCUAUGUUGGGAUGUGUUUUUCAAGUUUUUGCUGGCAUGUGGAGGACCAUCACUUAUAUUCAAUUAACUAUCAUCACUUUGGUGAGCCAAAAGUGUGGUAUGGAGUUCCUGGAAGCCAUGCAACGUCACUAGAGAAGACCAUGAGGAAAUAUUUACCAGAUCUUUUCGAAGAAACACCUGAUCUACUCCAUGUACUUGUUACUCAGUUUUCACCUUCCAUUUUAAAAGAUGAGGGAGUCCCGGUUUAUCGGGCGGUUCAGCAUCAAGGAGAGUACGUUAUAACAUUCCCUAGGGCAUAUCAUGCUGGUUUCAACUCCGGUUUCAACUGUGCAGAAGCUGUGAAUUUCGCUCCCGUUGAUUGGUUACCUCAUGGACAGAAUGCUGUAGAGUUAUACAGUGAAGAAAAUAAGAAAACAUCUGUCUCUCAUGACAAGCUUCUCCUUGGAGCAGCUCAUGAAGCUGUUAGGUCCCUCUCAGCUGGUGGGGAAGAGAGUACAAAGAGGUUAAGAUGGAGAAGUUUCUGUGGGAAGAAUGGAACUCUUACUAAAGCAGUCGAGACGCGGUUACGUAUGGAAGAAGGAAGGAUUAAUGCUCUUGGAAGUGGUUUCUGCUUGAUAAAGAUGGAGAAGGAUUUUGAUUCAAAAUGUGAAAGGGAAUGCAGUAAGUGCUCUUAUGACUUGCAUCUCACGGCAGCUGGCUGUAACAAAUGCUCUCCUGGAGAUUAUGCUUGCACUAAGCACGCUAGCGAGCUUUGUUCAUGUGGAGGGAAGGGUAGAUUCAUACUUCUUCGUUACACCAUUGAUGAGUUGAGCUCAUUGGUUAGAGCAUUAGAAGGUGAAGUAGAGGAUCUAAAAAAUUGGGCUUCUAAGGUUAUAGAAGACUAUUCAAAGACUCAGAAGAGAGAACCUCAUGGUUUUGAUCUGAAUGUUGAGUUUCAAGUGGAUGACGAGUUUAAUAAUACUUCAGAUACACGCACUGAUGGAUCCAUGAAGAGCUUUGUUGCCGAUGUGAAGCCUAUAAAUCUAGGGUUGGUUUCUGGAGCGAUUUUGAGUAACAUUCCAAAAGGGUUCAAAAGUAAGGUUAAGUUCUAUAACGUAAAAGAUCCAACGAAAAUGAGCUACUACAUCUCUGAGGUUGUAGAUCAUGGAGGAUUUAUGGGUCCACUCUUCAGGGUUAGUCUAGAAGAAUCUCAAGACGUGAGCUUCUCUGCUAGAUCAACUCAGGCAUGCUGGGACAUGGUGUUGCAUAGAGUUAACGAAGAGAUCAAGAAACGAAGCAGCCAUGAAGAUAAGCUUCAUACUUUGGAAAGCAUCAACGGGUUACAAAUGUUUGGUUUUCUCUCCCCGACUAUAAUUCAGGCCAUUGAAAAAGAUUGCUUCAAGUCAAACACUUCCCUGAGCUUAAACAGAGGAAAACAUUUUGGGAUCGAUUUGAACUCAUGA